UUUGAACAGUAGUUUUGCUGAGCGCGUAUUACGGAGACGUUUCGUUUAUGAUCUGGCAAUAAAGAUGGAUCGGAAGGCAGCAAAUUUUGUUCACUCACAAGCCGUUUCUAGAGACUACAUAUCACAGCCUCGUAUAACCUACAAAACCGUCUCAGGAGUAAAUGGACCUCUCGUCAUACUUGAUGAUGUAAAGUUUCCUAAAUUUGAUGAGAUUGUGAGACUAACUCUUGCUGAUGGCAGUCAGCGAACAGGACAAGUUUUGGAAGUUUGCGGCAAAAGGGCCAUAGUCCAGGUAUUCGAGGGUACUAGCGGUAUUGAUGCAAAAAACACUGUAUGUGAAUUUACAGGAGAUAUCCUUCGUACACCUGUGUCAGAAGAUAUGUUAGGUCGUAUAUUCAAUGGUUCUGGAAAACCGAAAGACAAAGGUCCAGCAAUCCUUGCAGAAGAUUACCUCGACAUUCAGGGUCAACCAAUAAACCCUUGGUCACGCAUUUAUCCAGAAGAAAUGAUCCAAACUGGCAUAUCAAGUAUCGAUGUGAUGAACUCGAUUGCACGUGGCCAAAAAAUCCCCAUAUUUUCAGCUUCUGGUCUACCGCACGAUGAAAUUGCUGCCCAAAUAUGUCGUCAAGCUGGUCUAGUCAAGUUACCCGGAAAAAGCGUUAUAGAUAGUGAUGUAGACAAUUUCGCGAUUGUAUUCGCAGCAAUGGGUGUUAAUAUGGAGACUGCUCGGUUUUUCAUGCAAGAUUUUAAGGAAAAUGGUUCAAUGGAGAAUGUGUGUCUGUUUCUAAAUUUGGCGAAUGAUCCAACUAUCGAGCGCAUUAUAACACCUCGAAUCGCUCUUACAACAGCCGAAUAUUUGGCUUAUCAAUGUGAAAAGCAUGUGUUGGUUAUCCUUACCGAUAUGAGUUCAUAUGCAGAAGCAUUGCGUGAGGUAUCGGCAGCUCGUGAAGAAGUACCAGGACGUCGUGGUUUUCCGGGUUAUAUGUACACUGAUUUGGCUUCAAUUUACGAGCGAGCUGGUCGGGUUGAAGGUCGCUCAGGGUCAAUCACACAGAUUCCAAUUUUAACUAUGCCUAAUGAUGAUAUUACUCAUCCUAUUCCUGACUUAACAGGUUAUAUUACAGAGGGUCAAAUUUAUGUUGAUCGUCAAUUACAUAACAGACAGGUUAGUGGAAAGCUGGAGUAUUUCACUUACUGGGUUGUUAGUUAGUUUAUUCUUUUACAUGAAUUACUCUUUUUGAGUUUAAUGAGUACAUACUUCAGUAUAGUUAGUUUAUCCAAGUUUUAAUGUCACCAAUGUGGCCAGAUAUUGAAACUGGAACACUCGUUUAAUCCUAGUUACGAGCCAUUUGAUUUACAUUUUGGCAUUUGGGGUGUUAGGUACUAGGUUCAAAUCAAAAUUUAAACAUCACUGCCGUGAUACUGGUAGAUUCACUUGACAACUACCUAGUAGAAUGAGACAUGCAUCGUGGAUUCUACUACUAGCCACAAUCUAACCAUGCUCAGUUAUGCCAACCCAUGUUAUGACUUUAAUCAUGUCAGUGCGAAAAUUUAAGGAUUAUUUACGUUAUAAGCGUCAAAUCAUAUUAAAAUUCAACACACUAGUCAAUCAAUCUGAAAUGUAAUAAUAGUGUUUGGUUUUGUUGUUAUGCAGUGUGAUUGCGAUUCUUAUAACCAAAUCUAUUUUUUCUUAAGAACGAUGAUACACAUUCACUUUGCUACAUAGACCCAUUUUUAUUUUAUAACCUUAAAAACUCAAUUUAUUCACAUCAAGUUUAUUAGAAAUGUUUCAUGCAAAAUUAAUAUUGUACUAUUUAAGUUUUCAAAACAUUAAUUAUUUAUUAAUAAUAAGAAUUAAUUAAAUUCCAUGCGUUACAUUACCUAGUAGUAAUACAUCAUUAAUAGUCUAUUUUUACAAAUAACUGAACUUUUGAUGAAUAUAUUGGAUCCUAACUGAAUUAUUUCUUAUGGUCCCCGAAUGCCCUGGUAUGGCCGAGAGUGGGGAGAGUACUCCCUCUCGAAACGCUUUCAUAGAACCACGUGUUUAUAACCUCUUCCAAGGAAGUCCUGCUCACUGCCUUCUCUCGGGGUGUUGCUAACGAAAUUGGGAGAGCGAGAAGCGAAUACCUGGCGCUUAAACUGCAUUGUCGGGUACGAAGUGUUCACCCUGAUUCAAAACCAAUGGCGUGCAAAUCCAUUCUUGGUCACUGGAUGCUAUAAGACUACAUCUAACGUUGCUUCACCGCCUCGUGGACUAGGUCUGUAAGUCAAAGGUCCGGGGGGCGACCCCUUAAAAAAACCAGUUCGGAAAUCCGGGUAAUAUCCCAGCCUACACAAAAAUUUAGUGAUUUGUGUGGCGCAUAUAUAUCUUGGUGUCUCUUUAGUAGCAAUGUUUGUGUUUUUGAAUGAAUGGAUAAUUUUUUCCGACACUAAGUUACUCAUUAUUUGACUAUUACCAUGUUUUUUUUUGACGGGAAUAUUUCUAUCAUCUGUAUGGAAUGAAAAAUCACAUAGAUCUAUCCUCCAAUCAAUGUGUUACCGUCGUUGUCACGUCUGAUGAAAUCUGCCAUCGGUGUGAAUAUGACUCGUGAAGAUCAUUCUGAUGUGUCCAAUCAGUUGGUAAGUUUUUUGUUUACCUAAAUUUUUGGUUAGUGUGCUUACGGAGGUGAUUAUGAGCUGAGUCGGUUUCUCUAAUUUACUGUGAAAAAUUCACAGUGUUGAAACAGUUACGACCAAUGUUGAUGAGGAGUUUAUGUGGUAGAGAAUAACGCUAUUUAGUCGAAUACUCAUCAAAGAAAUUCUAUAAAGGUAAAAUAUCACUUACAGAUAUUCUGGAAAACCAAAUCGAAGCUAUUGAUAGGUUUUUUUAUUCAUGGGUAAUACCGUAACAUGAUAUCUACUCUUUGUAUUCGAAAGGAUUGUUAGUAUUAUAUAGAGCGUUUUCGAUCAUAAUGGGGAUCAUGAUUAAAUGAAUGGUAUCGUCCUAAAACAUCGGCUUGGUGAUGCAUCCCUAAACUCGUCUCAAAGUUUUGCAUUAAAAACUGACACUGGCACUAACUCUUGACAGAGCGAUGGUUCAUCUGUUACCAUCUUCCGUAACUGUAAAAAGUAACUAUACUUAUAAGAUAUUCAUUGACCCAUCGAGGUUCCUUUUAUCAAACCGCUCAGUGACUUGAGCUGUUCGUGAUUGAAGCCAGUAGCCGUCUUAUCGUAAUUCACUAUUUAGUCCUUUGAAAUACGGAAGACCUUCAAAAAACGUCUCAAAUCAUUGAAUUAUGUGUUCUGUUGAACGCCGUCCAAGGACUUAUGAUUUACAAACAUUUAUUUGGAUAUUGUUGUGAACUGAUCGUCUUUCCAAUUUUUCCUUCAAGCACUCGUCAGGGAUAUCCAACUUCAAGAGGCCUCAUUUUGCAACGUCAACAUAAAAUUGCUCACAUUGCAGGAUUGUCCCUACCUCCAUAUAACUUGCUUGUGAAGCUCUCAAUUGUCAACUGUGUCCUGACUUUCUCGAAAGAAUGUUUGCAACGUUGCUAGCUUUCACACAGCUUUUGAGUUACAUGGAUUUCUCGACUAUUUUAGAAACUUGAUUCUGAAGGAUAGAUGGGAACACAAGCUCUUCCUUUUGGGUACUGUAAGAAUUUGUAUAGGAGCUGUUGUUCAUUUCUAAUUAUUUAUUCUCUGUUGGGAACCACUCUUAUGGAUGCUAAACUUUCAGAAGCUAUACACAGUGUGAUUGGUCCACACAUAGUACGACUUUUAAUUCCAUAUAGUGAAUUUUUUUCAUGGGUGCUAAGUUUCACUACCAUUCAUUUAUCUUCAUAUUUCUAAUGUUUACGCAUUAAUAACUGAUCCUUCCAUUUUCUCUUCUUUAUUCUUUUUAUUAACAGUAUGCAUGUUACGCAAUAGGAAAGGAUGUCCAAGCAAUGAAAGCUGUUGUUGGUGAAGAAGCAUUAAGCCCAGAGGACUUACUUUAUUUAGAAUUCCUGACAAAGUUUGAGAAGAAUUUCAUUUCUCAAGGUGCUUAUGAAAACCGUAGUGUAUUUGACUCACUAGACGUCGGUUGGGAACUCUUGCGUAUAUUCCCAAAAGAAUUGUUGAAGCGAAUUCCGUCAAAAAUAUUGGAGAAGUACUAUCCUCGUUAAUUGGUUAGUUGAUUUACCCUGUUAUCCUCGAUUGUGAGUAUUCCUACCAUGGAAGUUGCGUUAUUUAUUGGUUGAAGUAAACUCGGAAUAACGUAUAUUAUCGUCAGCUUUUGCAUUCCUAUUUAUUUUCUUUCCUAGCAAUUAUCACUCAUAAUUUUUAUUGCCUAUAAUAUGUAUAAUGGUGGCAUUAUCCAUCCAUCAUCACAAAAUACUUACUCAUAAUUAUGAUUUGAUUUUGUUUAAAUGUUCAUUCCAUUUACGAAGUUUCCCACCAUAGUUUUCUAUUACACUGUAUUUUCUCUGUUCUGGAUAUUCAAACACUUCGCUUCUCAUUUUUCCUUUACACAUUUCUAGAUACAUUAAAUCUUUCUAUCGUUUGAAUUUUUAAAAUAAACUGGAAGCAUAAUAUAAACACUAGUAGUUGAGGUAUCAUUUAAAUAGGGCUAUGGGUUUCAUUUUUUUAUCUUUCAUUUGAUUUGAUUUUGUGCUCAUAACUUCUAAUUUCCGAUAUUGAACAAUUAUAAUGAUAAUAAUAGUAAUAAUAUAUGUUCUUCACCAGUAAUGUCACUUAAAACAUGCAUACAUAGUAGGACCGUAAACAAAGCAAAAAUGAUACUUGCUCCGAAUGAUGAGAAAUGUGCCUUGUAGUACACAAUUCUGUUUUCCAAAUAGUUGAUAAUUUACGGAUGUUUGAAUACUAGUGUACACUGACCACACACACAUACAUUGCUUUAAUUGCAUUGUGAAAGCUUUUUUUCACAGAAAGAGAGCGAACAAGUAUUUCGCAGUGAGAUAUGCAGUUUCGAAGACAGAAGCAUAUAAUCAGUUAUUGAAACUGUAAAAUUGGAAAUAAAACGUCAUUUCGACAAACAGACGAAGAGUUAAAGAGUGGAGGAAGCAAACCAGCCCACUGAAAAUAUUACUCUUUACAAGCGCUAGUAUAACUCAGACUGGACGAUACGUAGUGAGACAAAGUAACAGAUUGGAUAAAAUGGUACGUGCAUAGAUACAUAAAGCACACAUUAGAUACAAAAAGUAGAAUUACAAAGACUGAGUUAUGAGAUAUAUGUGAAGGUACUUUAAUUAUUAUUGGUAGUAAAAGCAUCAGUACCAGUAGUAACAUUUGUUGUCGUUGUAUGAAAUGAAUCACGACUGGGAAGCAAUGCAAUGAUAUUUGACUAACAGUUUUAACACGAAUAACGAUUCCUUGUUUGAAUUUUUAAAGUUUUCGUCACAACCUAACAUUAGAUGCUCAACAAAAAUGUAUUUCCAAACGAAAUCCGACUGAUUUGUUCGUAUACUUCAUUGCUACUCACUAUCUUUAAAGUUCCUUCUUUAUCUGUGUUCACAAGCCAAUUACUAACGUUGAAGUGUUGUGUGACAGACAUUCAGUCGAUCCAAGUUCCUAUUCGCUAAGUCGUACUAAAAGAGUCGUUCAUAAAUAGAAUUUACCGUGGACAACAUUCAAACCUUAGUCAUUCUCGCUGAGAUUUAAUUGUGUGAACGUAAGCACCAGAAAUGAUUAUGUCUCACUUACAUUAAAACUACCCAAUGUAUGUUAUGGCUUACUAUCCCAUGGAUUACAUUGAUUCAUUUAUCACUGAGAAACUUUUGUCUGUAUUUUUUCACAUAUUCGAUUUUCAUUCAAUAAUAUAACAUAGUCAACUUGAAUAAAUUAUCCUCUUGUAAAUACUUGCUUAUCGAUGUUGUGAGCAGAACGUUUCAUUUUAUGAUUGUGUAUCGAAUUGUAAUUAAAAGAAUAUGGAUUUCAUUUUUAUGUUGUGUGUAUGUUUUUGUUUUCGAAAUAGUUCAAUAAACGUGAAUUAGACCAUUUUAA
This is a messenger RNA of Schistosoma intercalatum, 5979 nucleotides long. The record is from the annotation of a GenBank genome assembly. Lineage: Eukaryota; Metazoa; Platyhelminthes; Trematoda; Strigeidida; Schistosomatidae.